AUGGCGGAGCAGAUCCCUCUGUACCCGGUGCGCAGCGCAGCGGCCGCGGCUGCGGCCAACCGCAAACGCGCGGCCUACUUCAGCGCAGCUGGGCCCGGGCCGGGGGCCGACCGGCCCAGCAGGUACCAGCUGGAGGAUGAGUCAGCCCACUUGGAUGAAAUGCCACUAAUGAUGUCUGAAGAGGGCUUUGAGAACGACGAAAGUGAUUACCACACUUUACCACGAGCUAGGAUCACGCGAAGAAAGAGAGGCCUGGAGUGGUUUGUCUGUGGGGGAUGGAAGUUCCUCUGUACCAGUUGCUGUGAUUGGCUGAUAAAUAUUUGUCAAAGAAAGAGAGAAUUGAAAGCUCGUACGGUGUGGCUUGGAUGUCCGGAAAAGUGUGAAGAAAAACAUCCCAGAAAUUCUAUAAAAAAUCAGAAAUAUAAUAUAUUUACCUUUAUACCUGGGGUAAGAUUGUAUUAUGCUAAAUUUAAAUUCUGAAAUUUAAAUAUUUAUUACUUUUUUAAAAGAAUUUCCCCUUUUUUGUUAAAGUCCAAUUUUCUCAAAUACUAUGUUUUAUUUUGUUUAAAGGGGUUUGUCUUGGCUGUUACUAUUAUGAGAGAAGCAGUUGAUGAGUUUCGGCGUUUCCAGCGAGACAAGGAAGUGAACUCACAACUGUACAGCAAGCUUACAGUAAGAGGUAAAGUGCAAGUUAAGAGUUCAGACAUACAAGUUGGAGACCUCAUCAUAGUGGAAAAGAAUCAAAGAAUUCCAUCGGACAUGGUAUUUCUUAGGACGUCAGAAAAAGCAGGUUCAUGUUUUAUUCGAACUGAUCAACUAGAUGGUGAAACUGACUGGAAGCUGAAAGUGGCGGUGAGCUGCACACAGAGGCUGCCCGCUCUGGGGGACCUUUUUUCUAUCAACGCUUAUGUUUAUGCUCAGAAGCCACAAUUGGAUAUUCAUAGUUUUGAAGGCACAUUUACGAGGGAAGACAGUGAUCCACCUGUUCAUGAAAGUCUCAGCAUAGAAAAUACAUUGUGGGCAAGCACUGUGGUUGCAUCAGGUACUGUAAUAGGUGUGGUCAUCUAUACUGGAAAAGAGACUAGAAGUGUCAUGAAUACAUCAAAUCCAAAAAACAAGGUUGGUUUGUUGGACCUUGAGCUCAAUCAGCUGACCAAAGCACUAUUUCUGGCCUUGGUUGCCCUCUCGGUUGUCAUGGUGACCUUGCAGGGAUUCGCAGGCCCCUGGUACCGCAGUCUCUUCCGCUUUCUUCUCCUCUUCUCCUACAUCAUUCCCAUAAGUUUGCGUGUGAACCUGGACAUGGGCAAGGCUGCCUACGGGUGGAUGAUCAUGAAAGAUGAGAACAUUCCUGGCACCGUGGUCCGGACCAGCACCAUCCCGGAGGAGCUGGGGCGCCUGGUGUACCUGCUGACCGACAAGACAGGAACCCUCACCCAGAACGAGAUGGUAUUUAAGCGGCUGCACCUGGGCACUGUGUCUUAUGGGAUGGACACGAUGGACGAGAUCCAGAACCACCUUGUGAACGCCUACGCACAGAUGCAGUGUCAGGCUGGUGGAAGCAGCACUGCUUCGACUCCUCCGAGGAAAGCCCAAUCGUCAGCACCCAAGGUGAGGAGGAGUGUGAGCAGCCGGGUCCACGAGGCCGUGAAGGCUGUCGCCCUGUGUCACAAUGUGACCCCCGUGUAUGAGGCCCGCGGCACGGCUGGCGAGACCGAGGUCGCCGAGGCGGACCAGGACUUCAGUGACGACAACCGCACCUACCAGGCCUCCAGCCCCGACGAGGUGGCCCUGGUGCGGUGGACUGAGAGCGUCGGCCUCACGCUGGUCAGCAGAGACCUCACGUCCAUGCAGCUGCGGACCCCUGGCGGCCAGAUCCUCACCUACUGCAUCCUGCAGACCUUCCCCUUCACGUCGGAGAGCAAGCGCAUGGGGGUCAUCGUCAGGGACGAGUCCACAGCAGAGAUUACGUUCUACAUGAAGGGCGCUGACGUGGCCAUGGCCUCCAUCGUGCAGUACAAUGACUGGCUGGAGGAGGAGUGUGGAAACAUGGCCCGUGAAGGCCUGCGCACGCUCGUGGUGGCCAAGAGGGCACUCACGGAGGAGCAGUACCAGGACUUCGAGAGCCGCUACAACCAGGCCAAGCUGAGCCUCCACGACCGGACGCUCAAGGUGGCCGCGGUGGUGGAGAGCCUGGAGCGGGAGAUGGAGCUGCUGUGCCUGACGGGCGUGGAGGACCAGCUGCAGGCGGACGUGAGGCCCACCCUGGAGAUGCUGCGCAACGCCGGCAUUAAGAUAUGGAUGCUGACAGGCGACAAGCUGGAGACCGCCACGUGCAUUGCCAAGAGUUCUCACCUAGUUUCUCGAACACAGGACACACAUGUUUUCAGGCCGGUGACCAGCCGUGGAGAAGCCCACCUGGAGCUGAACGCCUUUCGAAGGAAACACGACUGUGCACUGGUCAUUUCCGGGGACUCCCUGGAGGUCUGCCUGAAGUACUACGAGCACGAGUUUGUAGAGCUGGCCUGCCAGUGCCCAGCUGUGGUCUGCUGCCGCUGCUCGCCCACCCAGAAGGCCCACAUCGUCAAGCUCCUGCAGCAACACACAGGCCGGCGCACCUGCGCCAUUGGUGACGGAGGGAACGAUGUGAGCAUGAUCCAGGCGGCAGACUGCGGGAUUGGCAUCGAGGGGAAGGAGGGGCGGCAGGCCUCGCUGGCAGCUGACUUCUCCAUCACACGGUUCAAGCACGUCGGCCGCCUGCUCAUGGUGCACGGCCGCAGCAGCUACAAGCGCUCUGCGGCGCUCGGCCAGUUCGUCAUGCACCGGGGCCUCAUCAUCUCUACAAUGCAGGCCGUGUUCUCCUCCGUCUUCUACUUCGCGUCGGUCCCUCUGUACCAGGGCUUCCUCAUGGUCGGGUAUGCAACCGUCUACACCAUGUUCCCUGUGUUCUCACUGGUGCUGGACCAGGACGUGAAACCGGAGAUGGCCAUGCUCUACCCGGAGCUGUACAAGGACCUCACCAAGGGGCGAUCCUUGUCCUUCAAGACCUUCCUCGUCUGGGUUCUGGUCAGCAUUUACCAAGGCGGCAUCCUCAUGUUCGGGGCACUGGUGCUCUUCGAGUCCGAGUUCGUGCACGUGGUGGCCAUCUCCUUCACGGCGCUGGUGCUCACGGAGCUGCUGAUGGUGGCGCUGACCGUCAGGACAUGGCACUGGCUCAUGGUCGUGGCCGAGCUGCUCAGCCUUGGCUGCUACAUGGCCUCGCUCGCUUUUCUCAAUGAGUAUUUUGACGUUGCCUUUAUCACGACUGUGACCUUCGUGUGGAAAGUGUCAGUCAUCACAGUGGUCAGCUGCCUCCCUCUCUAUGUCCUGAAGUACUUGAAGCGGAAGCUGUCCCCGCCCAGCUACUCCAAGCUCUCCUCCUAGCCCCUCCCCGCACCUUCAGCUGGUGGCCGUCAUGUCCAGAGUGCCGCAGCUGCUGAGAGCGUGUGAGGCCAGAAGGGCCCAGGAGGCCCAGCCAGGCGCCGUGGACGUCCUGCCUAGGCACCAUGGACUUCCCUCCUUGUCCUCAUGGGGCUGGAUUUCCUUUCGUCCCCUUUCUGUUGUUUCUCAAAGUUUAAUUUCCAUGUAGCAGCAGCUUGAGUUUCCAUGAAUAUGAGCCCUGUUACUGUAAAGCACCAUCAUUCUCUGCUGUUCUGGGAACUGAAACGAAAGUUUAUCUACUGUCCUACAACUUACCAACUAACAUUCAGGCUCUUUCUUUGAUGUCAUAACAGAGAGUCACCCCUCUUCACCAGAAUAAAGCCUUCGUUCUGUCCA
Molecule: messenger RNA, 3813 nt
Organism: Odocoileus virginianus texanus
Lineage: Eukaryota; Metazoa; Chordata; Mammalia; Artiodactyla; Cervidae
Source: RefSeq, a predicted model, not a curated record